GAUUACGAUCAAUAUAGUAUAUUAUACAAUUUUCUCUAAUAAUUAUGCAUAACGUGGUUCACAAAUUGAUAUCGGGAUCAAUGUUACAAAUAUGCAAAACAUUUCUCGUGCGGACAUUGCGAAACGUGGUUGUUACCGUUAUCGACAAAGUUAGAGAUAUUAUCUCCGUAUUCCGAUAUUUGUGAAUAGCCAGAGCAUUUAAAGUGUUAUUUGCUGUGCCCAGUACUGUUGAAACGUUGGGGGCUACCUGUUUGUCACCACAGAUUCAUUUCUUAGAUUGGUACAUUGUCUAGGCAUUGGAGACUUAUUUGCUGUGCCAAGAAUAGUUGUAAGACUAUGAGAACAAAGAAAAGAUCUGCUAAGCAGAAGGCAGCAAGGGCGAAACAGAAACGGAAGUUGGAAACUGCUGGACGUGAUGUCAAAGAAAAUGAAAAAGUACGGAGUUUGGUGGGCAUCUCCUUAAAAAACCCAGUAUGUUCUUCAUCUGGAACAUUGGCCACAGCUAACAAAGUUAGCGGCCAGAGGCUAGUCAAGGCCUCUUUAAAAAACCUUGACAAAACUAUGAAAACUGAAACUAUACUGAACACUGAAACAAAACUGAAAACUGAAACAAAACUGAAAACUGAAACUGAACUGAACACUGAAACUGAACUGAACACUGAAACUAUACUGAACACUGAAACUGAACUGAAAACUGAAACUGAACUGAACACUGAAACUGAACUGAACACUGAAACUAUACUGAAUACUGAAACAGAACUGAGUACUGAAACAAAACUGAAUACUGAAACAAAACUGAAAACUGAAACUGAACUGAAUACUGGAACAAAACGGAAAACUGAAACUGAACUGAAUACUGGAACAAAACGGAAAACUGAAACUGAACUGAAUACUGGAACAAAACGGAAAACUGAAACUGAACUGAAUACUGGAACAAAACGGAAAACUGAAACUGAACUGAAUACUGAAAAAGAACUAAACAAUGAAGCUGAACUGAAUCCAGAAAUUGAACAGAUAAUUAAAUCUCAAACAAACAUGAGAACAAAACUUGAAACUGAAAGAAAGCUGAAGUGUGUAUCCGAACAAAAAGGAAACGGAAAAAAGAAAAGAAAGCAAAAGAAAAGGAAAAGAGUAUCAAAAUCAAAUAAAAAUAGCGAGAAAGAUUGCACAUCUGAAACAAAAAGGAAUCCACAUAUCCUAGAGAAAGGACAGGCAAUUACACUUGAUAUUCAGAUGCAGAUAGACAGAAGACUUCAGCAACUAUCAGAUCCAGACUAUGGAAAAUGGGAAGUUAGAUUAAUUGAUAUUUUGAAGAAAAAACCAAAAACCAAAACUGCUGAAUCAUUGAGAAAGCAUGAAAACAAACAGCAAAACAGGAAAGAAACAGAACUGUGUGUACAAUUGCUUGAUGUUGAAAGUACUGACUUGGUUUUCCACCCUUUAUCUCACAAUGCCAAAAAAAGGAUAAUGAAGCGAAUUCACAAUGAAGUGCCAGAGACUUUGGGAGAAGAAUCAACUCAUUUCCAAAAAAGACUUGGAGUUCCGUCCGAAACUAAGAAUAUCAUAGGUGAUGGAAACUGUUUCUUUAGAGCACUUUCUUAUGGCGUGUAUAAAGAAGAGUCGAAGCAUUUCAUUAUGAGGAACAGAAUUGUAAAUCACCUACUAGAGAAUGAAGUCCUGUUUCAGAGCUUCUUAAGAUCGGGAUAUAAUUCGGUUUGUGAUUAUGUCUUGAAAAAAGGUAUGUUAAAGAAUGGAACCUGGGCUACAGAAGUGGAAAUUAUUGCUGCAGCACAUCUAUUGCAGACAGACAUUUACAUUUUUGAUGACAGGAAUACAAAUUGGACCAGAUAUACAGGAAAACAAGUGAAUCAAAAAGUAGAUGUUGAACUGGAAGCGAUAUAUUUGAAACACUGUUACAGAGCUCAUUAUGAAGUUGUUUUGAAUGUAGAAGAUGAGCUUGAUGAAAGAUUUGAGACGCAGGAUUGUUCUAUAUUACCAGAAAUAGAAUUGUUUAAUGAAGAGAAAGAACACGAGUCAGACACUGCUAUGGAAAGCAUUAUCCAGUCAAAUAUUGCUGAGCAAGUGGACAAGAAGGAAUAUCCAGAUAUAAUGGAUCAUAACAUCAGUUUACCACAAUUUGAGAGACGUAUUUUGCAAGGAAGUUUUCACCAAGGCCAUCCAAAAUUUGGCCAUUCUAGUGGAAAGCAGUGUGUUAUGAACAGUUUAUCUUCACUUAUGUAUUGUAAAUGUAAACCUGUGAAUGACUGGACUGUUGGUGAUAUGGAUAUUAUUUUAGAUACAGGAAAUGAAUUGUAUGAAUGUUUAACUAGCAGUUCUACGAUGCAAAAUGAUUAUGUUUUGAUUGAAGAAAUCCCAAGGCAAUUGGAAUGUUUUAAUAAAAUGUAUAAUUUUGAAUUUGGAGAGUCUAUGUAUGGUCUCUUAAACUCUAGCUGUGUAGAUAAUUUGGAAUUUCAAUCUAGCACUUUUGCUGAAGCAUUAAGCACAACACUUGUACAAUCAGAUGGUGCAUUUGUUACAUUCAAAGGUAAUACUUAUGUUACAAUUAAAGAGGGAAAUCAUUUUUAUGUCUUUGAUCCUCAUGCAAGAGAUAGGUUUGGUCGAGUGUCAGCAUUUGGCAGUAGUCUGUGUCUAAAGUUAUAUUCUAUUGAUGAACUGAGAUCACAUUGCGAGGAGUUGGCAAAUUCUAUGAAUGCAACAGGAAAUGAACAAUUUGAGGUUACUGGAGUAAAAGUUACCCAUUCUUAUGUUGAUGAAAUUCAGGUAGUGAAUGAAAACGUUGCUAAUAGAGAAGUAACUGGUCCUACUGAACCAGCCUUAGCCGAAAUGGAAACAGAUAGCAUUUUGGAGGGGAAAAGUAAUUCAAACACUCUUAAACGUAAGCGAAAAAGGAGUAAGGAAACGAUGAAUCUUUAUCGAAAGAAAAAGACAAAAAUUUCAAAAGUAGAAGAAAGCACCCCAGUGUCUGUAAAUCAAAUUGAUCAGCGAAUGAAUAGAACAAAACUAUUCCUUGCUAAAAAGUACUCGGAAAAUGAAUUGUACAAAAUGCAGAAAAUAAAUUCAGCAAAAUUAAAAUACAAAAUGAAUGAACAGUUUAGAAAUACUGUCAAAUUGUACUCUAAAGAAAAAUAUAAUUUAGAUCAUCAGCACAGGGACACUGUGAAAAGGGCAUCAAAAAGAAAGUACAAUGACGAUGAGGUUCACAAAGCUAAAGUCAAAUCGGCUUCUGUACAAAAGUACUUAACAGACGACAUUCACAAAUCUAAAGUUAAAUCGGCUUCUGUAGAAAAGUACUUAACUGACGACGUUCACAAAGCUAAGGUAAAACGAGCUUCCAUUAAAAAGUACAAAGAAGACGACAUUCAUAGAGCUAAGGUAAAAUCGGCUUCUUUUACUCAGUACAAAACAAGCAAAUCUCACCGUGAAAGUAUUAAAAAUUCUGUUUAUGCAAAACGGCGGAAACUUGACGAAAGUCUGGAAAACUGGGCGAUCGUUCAUGAAAAUUUUCAAAAUGACAUGAAAUUGUAUCCUGAUCAUGUAUGUUCAGUGUGCUAUAAACUGUUCUUUAGAAAACAAGUUGUUAUCUGCGAGACGAAUGUCUACAACAAAAAUACAACCUCUGAAGGAGUGGGUUUUGGAUCGGCGUUUGUAUCAGAAAGAUAUUUACAAGUAUGUCCACAAGACGAGUCGCAUGUCUGUUCUAGUAGAUGCAAACUCUGGAUCUGUUAUACCUGCCAUAGGAAACUGUUAUCAGGGUCCAUGCCUGGAGAGUGCUUCGCGAAUAAAAUGGAGAAUAUAGAGGUACCAGAUGUUUUGCAGGACUUAAAUUCCCUAGAACGGCAUUUAAUCGCGCGCAUAGUACCAUUCACAAAAAUGACGGCUUUACCUAAAGGAGGACAGUUUGGUGUUCAAGGGCCUGUCGUUUGUGUACCUAGUAAUGUUUCGGAAACAAUAGAAUCUCUACCACGGCCUGAAAAUGAAAAUCAGUUAAUUCAAGUCAAGUUAAAACGAAAACUUUCUUACAAAGGACAUUGCGAGUUCAAAUUUGUAAACACCCAAAAAGUCAGAAGUGCAAUUGAGUUUUUAUGUCAAACAAAUGAAUUUUAUAAAGAUCUUAAGUUUGAUGAUUCUUGGGAAAAUCCUAUUGAACAUUUAAGUAUGGAGACUAAUAUUGACAAUGAGCAACAGGCACAAAGAGAAAACAAUGAAACAGUUUAUGAAUUGGCAGGGGAUUCAGCUGAGUGUUUAAAUGUUGAAAGUAAAGAGGACAUUGAACAAACUUCACAGAAAAAUGAAAUACGUGAAACAAUUGAUGAUGAGUUGAACCACCAAAUGCCGCUUGAUACUUGUCUCCAACCGGUUGACAUUGGACAAGAGGUCCUGGACCAGUAUUUCGAUCAGAUAUUCUGUAUGGCACCUUGUGAAAGGAAUAAUCCAAUAAGUAUUUUGUCAGAAAAGGGGAUAGAAGCAAAGUGUUUUCCAUGUCUUUUUCCUACCGGCAAAAAUGUAUUUGGAGAAGAAAGAGAUGUUCGCGUAACUUUAUCAAGAUUCUUGUUGAACAAAUUAAUGAACGUUGACUCUAGAUUUGCUAAAGACACUGAUUUUAUUUUCUUUUCCCAGUAUUUGACUGAACUUCAACAGGUUAUAUCAAAUGUAUCAAUUGCUUUACGAAAAACUCACGAGAAAGGGUUUGAUGGAACAAAAAUUAAUUUACAAUCAAUUAAAAAUAAAGAAUCAUUGCAACAAAUUUUUAAGUCAGAUGAGGGAUACAAAUUUCUAAAACCAAUACGAGGGACUCCACCUUACUGGCAAUCUGCUCAAAAGGAUCUUUUUGCAAUGAUAAGGCAACUUGGUCUUCCAACAUGGUUUUGUUCUUUUUCCGCUGCUGAGAUGAGAUGGUCUGAAACGUUUGAAGCUAUCCUAAAACAGCAAAAUGAUGAAAGGAAUGUUGAUGACUUGACUUUGUCAGAAAAAUGGGACAUUCUAAAAAAGAAUCCAAUCACUGUAUCCCGGAUGUUUGACUACCGUUUUCAGACCUUCUUAAAGAAAGUAAUCUUAUCAAAUGCUAAACCAAUAGGGAAAGUGAAAGACUACUUUUACCGAGUAGAAUUUCAGCAAAGAGGGUCACCUCAUACUCACUGUUUGUUUUGGAUUGAAAAUGCACCAAAGUUACAUGAGGAUACCGAUUCUGAUGUUGCUGAAUUUAUAGACGCUUAUGUUACCUGCGAGAUUCCUUCUGAAGACGAAACUAUGUUUGAAAUCGUUAACAGUGUUCAGAAACACAGCAAAUCACAUUCAAAAUCUUGUAAAAAGGGUUCUAAAGAAUGUAGAUUCAAUUUUCCAAGGCCACCAUCAGAGAAUACUUUCAUUUGUCACCCACUGAAAGAAAAUAUCAAAACUGUUGAUCUUUGUAUGUCUGAAAAAGAAUACAAUGAAGUCAUGGCUCAUAAUCUGAAAGAGACAAAACGAAAGGAUAUUGCAAAAGAGGUGUUAUCAAAACUUUGGAAUUUCAUGAAAGAAAAUGAUUCAAAAGAAAUGUCUACGAAAGAGCUUUUCGAGCAUUUAAAUAUAUCUCAGAGAGAAUUUGAAGAAGCAAGCCAAAUUUUGACAAAAACGACAUCCGUUGUCUUAAAAAGAACUCCGAAUGAAGCAUGGAUCAAUCAUUACAAUCACCAUUUACUUUCCUGCUGGAAUGCAAACAUGGAUAUUCAGUAUAUCACCGAUGCUUAUGCAUGUGUUGUUUACAUAAUAUCAUAUAUUUCUAAAGCAGAAAGAGAAAUGAGUCAGAUCUUGGAUUGCACACAGCGGGAAGCUAGAGACGGAAAUCUUGACGCAAAGUCUGCAAUGAAGAAACUUGGAACUGCUUAUUUGCAUCACAGAGAAGUCAGUGCUCAAGAAGCCGCUUUUAGAGUUUGCAAUUUACAACUAAAAGGCUGUUCACGAAAAGUUCAGUUUAUACCUGUAGGAGAGAAUCCAAUUCGUAUGAGUCUACCAUUGAAAGUCUUGGACAAGAAAUCAGAUGCUGAUGAGGACAUUUGGAUGUCAAGCUUAACAGAAAAAUAUAGAGCAAGGCCUUUGUCUGAAGAAUUUCAAAGCAUGUGUUUAGCUACAUUCUGCUCUGAAUAUAGAGUUUUAUCUUCAUCACAAGCGUCAAAUGUAAAAAAUCCGAGAAGCCCGAUACAUGCCUUACAAAACGAUCUGGGCUACAUCCAGAAAAGAACUAUAACUGACUCUGCUGUUAUUAGAUUUCCUCGUUUCUCAGUUUCUGCUUUCCCUGAAAAAUAUUAUUUCAGUAUUUUGCAGCUUUAUUUUCCACAUAGAUCAACAGAUGAAUUCAAAUCAAGAAAGGGGUAUGAGGAAUUUUAUAACUCUUCUGAUGUUAAGAAAGUGGUGGACAGAAAUCGUUGUUGUUUUGAAAAAGACGUGGAAAAAUUGGAAACGGCUCAAGAAAUACUAGAAAAUUGUGGAAUCCAGGAAAAUGCAUGGUCACAGGUUUGUCCUGAAACUGAAGUAAAUAGAUUAGAAUGUAUAAAUGAAAAGAGGGGAAACGAAAAUGACAUGAGUGAAUCGGAACUACCCAUACCAGAUUUAUUGCAGAAUUCUUCAAAUUCAAUAGAAAUAUCACAAAGUUUGAUUUCAAAAGAGGAAGCACCGACAGGCGUUGCAGCAUUCAAUAUAGGAGGGGCAACCAUUCACAGUGCAUUUGCUAUCCCUGGAAAUAGCGCUUUGCCCUUUGAAUAUCAACCACUUGGUGAUGAAAAAUUAAAUUCCCUGAGAACAAAACUAGGACAGUUAAAAUUGCUCAUUAUUGAUGAAAUCUCAAUGGUUGAUAAAAAAUUGUUGACUUACAUUCACGGCCGCCUUAGGCAAAUCAAACAGACUGGUGAUUUUACACCAUUUGGAAAUGUCAGCGUAUUGGCUUUUGGCGAUUUCUAUCAGUUACCACCUGUUAAAGGAAAACCUCUCUUUACGAGGGACUGCCAUUUUGAUCUUUGGAAUGAUUGUUUCAAACUUGUCACUCUAAAUGAGAUCAUGAGACAGAAGGAAGAUAAACAAUUUGCUGAGCUUUUGAAUAGGUGUAGAAUUAAGGAAAAGAAAGAGAAACUAAGUGAAGAUGACAAAGCACUGCUUUCAAGCAGAGAGAAAAGGAUGACAAUAUGGUUUAGUGAAUGGGGCAUUUGGAACUGUUACCAGGAUAGUAGAAGAAAGUUGCAAAGGGAGAAAAGAAGUAAAAUGUGUGGAAGUUUGUUUGACAAUAAAGAUAUUGGGAAAAAACGUGGUAAGAAAAUAGGCAACAAGAUUAAAGUUCUAAUAGAAAGAGUAGAAGAAAUGGGAAAUAAUGGAAACAUAACAAGAAAACAAUUUCCAUUAAAACUUGCUUGGGCUUGUUCUGUUCACAAAGUGCAAGGGUUGACUGUCAGUAAAGCUGUAUUAUCAUUGAAAAAAAUAUUCCAGCCUGGACAAGCCUAUGUAGCAUUAAGCCGUGUCACAUCUCUUGAAGGUUUAACGAUCCAGGAUUUCAACGAGAAUGCAAUAUACUCAAAUCCAACUAUUCAAGAGUCCCUUACUUCAAUGGAGCAGUUUACUUUCGCCAAGAAACCCUCUAGGACUUCCAAUAGAGCCCCUUUACAUCAAUAUUUGGUUGGAGAACCCAUGGAACGGGUAGCCAUCGAUAUCCUUGGCCCACUUCCUCUUUCAGAGAAUGGCAAUAGAUAUAUUUUGGUGAUAUGCGAUUGUUUUAGUAAAUGGACUGAAGCAUUUGCCAUACCAGACCAAGAAUCAACCACAAUAGCAAAAGUUCUAGUUAAUGAAAUUAUUUGUAGGUUUGGUACCCCCCUUCAAAUCCAUUCCGAUCAGGGUAGGUCAUUGGAAUCCAACCUUUUUAAAGACAUGCUGUCAAUGUUCCGGAUUGAGAAAACCAGAACUACCAGUCAGAGACCCCAAGCCAAUGGCACCGUAGAACGUUUUAACCGAACUUUAAUCAGCAUGCUAACCAUGUAUUGUGACAAAAACCAGAGACACUGGGAUGAUGUUCUACCACAGGUGAUGAUGGCAUAUCGGUCUUCUAUUCACUCUAGUACUGGUGUAUCUCCAAACAAAAUGAUGCUAGGUAGAAACAUAAGAAUGCCCAUGGAGGCUAUCAUUCCAAGGCCCAAUGAAUCUAGCGAUGAAGAAUUCUCUGAGGCUGAUGAUUACGUUCAGAAACUACAGGAAAAUUUGUCUACCAUACACAACUUUGCCAGAAAACAUCUGAAACAAAAUGCGGAUUAUCAGAAAAAACACUAUGAUACAAAAGCACAAGUUAGAAAAUUAGGGGAGGGAGAACCUGUCUGGCUGUAUGACGCAUCGAGAAAAAUUGGAGUAUGUAGCAAGUUGACAUGCAAGUGGAAGGGUCCCUACAUAAUAACAAAGAAAAUAGACGAUAUCACAUUUCUAGUGAAAAGAUCACAGAAGCAGAGAGCUGUGGUGACAUCCAAUCCUUCCCUGAAUAGCAUCCCAGAUCCUCCAAUUACCAAUCAAAUGCUUUUCCAGUCCCCAGUCCCCAGUCCUUUGUGUGUCCCUGCCUUGAUGAGCCUAGUAAAGCCAUAG
Saccostrea cuccullata (small rock oyster) is the source of this 8607-nucleotide messenger RNA. RefSeq lists its product as uncharacterized. Gene Ontology annotation, molecular function: nucleic acid binding; DNA helicase activity. Gene Ontology annotation, biological process: telomere maintenance; DNA integration; DNA repair. The transcript is spliced from 7 exons. The record is from RefSeq and is a predicted model, not a curated record. The coding region runs from base 337 to 8607 and encodes 2756 amino acids. Lineage: Eukaryota; Metazoa; Mollusca; Bivalvia; Ostreida; Ostreidae.